CCAAUGGCGAGGCGAGCUGUGACAAUGGCUUCCUGUACCGGGUCACUUGGAGAGAUCCCGUGACUGUGGCCGUGAAAAUUGUAAAGCGGUCUGUUGCUAUAGGAACGGCGAGGACUUCACCGAGGUGGAAAGCUUUCUAUCAACAACAUAAAAUACAUUGAUUACAUUUAUACUCAGAGGGAGUGGAGCGAUUUUUACAAAUAGAUAAUACAAAGUUUUACUAUGGUUGUGUCUCAUAUAGGCACUGCUUGCUAGGUUAUGACCGCUAAAAAAUGUUUGGUCAACUAACACACCUUGUGUAAUAUCUUUUUUUGAUGGCUGAAACAAAAGACGUUAUAUAAGCCAGGCUUAAAAGAUUUCAUUGAUUAAAGAAUAAAAAAACAUUGAGGGGCAGCUAGUUUAGGGCAGAAGGGUCAGUUAAACUAAGGCACUUCUGUGUGUAAUAUUUCACCAUUUAAAUGUAAUUACCACAUUUUACAAUAUAAAUUAUAUGUGCACUCAAAGUAAGAGUCGUUAUCUAGAAUAUAUAAUACUUAUUACUUGUAUAAGUUUCCCAUGUAGAAUGGCGAUUUGAUUGCUAGAGGGCAUUUGCUGCAGAUGUGUUGAAAAUGCAUUAUUUAGUAGAGAAAUACACCCUCUGCAAAUAAAUAUCAGUUGUAUCUGGUACAGGUAGAAUUCCUAGUUGAUUCAUAAAAUUAGAAGAUUUGUGAUGGUUCACGUAAUAUCUAUGGUAUGGAGAAAGAUCCUCCGCAAGAGAUGGGUGCUGGGUGUUGUUUUUGCAUUGUCCCUCAUCUACUUUCUCACAAGCACCUUCAAGCAGGAAGAAAGGACUGUGAGAGACAGAACUCUUCUUCAGACUCGGGAUCAAGAGCAAAAUAUUCAAUGGAAGAUUCAGUUUAACCUGGGGAACAGCAGUAGAGUCCGUAACCAGUGUAGGAAUUCAGUGCAGGGGAAACUGCUUAUCACAGAUGAUCUAGGUUAUGUCUGUGAAAGGAAAGAGCUUCUAGCAAAUGGUUGUUGCAAUAUCAAUGUUGCCAGCACAAGGCUACACAGCUGUGAUAGCUGCCUUCCCUAUGGUUGCUGUAGUGUAUACGAGUAUUGUGUUUCAUGCUGCCUCCAGCCUAAUAAGAAACUUUUAUUGGAGCGUUUUCUAAAUCGAGCAGCCAGAGCUUUUGAAAACUUAUUCCAGGCAGUAGAAGACCAUUUUGAAUUAUGUUUAGCCAAAUGCAGGACAUCCUCUCAGAGUGUACAACAUGAGAACACCUACCGAAAUCCCAUUGCCAAGUAUUGCUAUGGGGAAAACCCACCUGAACUACUUCCUAUUUGAUUACUUCUGGUUGAGUCAGACUAAAUUCAUAUGCUGUUAAUUCCCAGCUGGCUAUCACAUUCAGGACUUCUUGUAAAGGAAUGGAAGAGGAUGAAGCAAGGCUUAAACCCACAACAACAAUAAAUUUACACUACUUUAUGUAAACAAGAAUGGGAUUUGUAGACCCGUGUAGGUCAUUGUAUAUGAAGUUAGCUGCCAAAAUUAUGCUGUUUGUUUUGAAUUUUUACAUGAUCUAUACAGAAUGUUUAUUACAUAGCAAAUGAGCACAGUAUUAGCAGAAAAACCUUUUAGCUGAACUACAGUUGUGUUUAGUGGACUUCCCUAAUUAUUGAAGAAAAUUAUAUAUAUAUUUAGUGUUGCUGAAAAAUGUAUACGAUUGUUCAGUCUUGUAAAAUUUUGAAUGCAUCCAACUUUUUUUUUUUUCUUUUAAUGCAAGUAUUUAUUUUAUUAUUGAAAAUCAUUAUUUUCUAUUAAUAUUUAUUAAAUGUAAUACAAUUCUUAUUGGGUUAAAAUCCCACAAUAUUGCACUUUCUUUUUUGUUCUGUUUAGGCAGCAACUGUGAAACAGGAUCGGAAUCUUGUAUUUUUUUUAAUUUUUUAUUAUUAUUCAUAGUAAAAUAUACAUUAGUGAACACAAUACAUUGUUAUAGGUGCUAAUGUUAUAGUUGUCACAAUUCGGACCGUAAUCCAUUCAUUUCAACAAGACACUAAGGGGCAGAUUUAAGAAAAUGCGAGCGGACAUGAUACGAUGUAGCGUAUCAUGUCUGCCGCACAUCGAAAAAUGCUGACAGUAUACGCUGUUGGCAUUUAUCAUUGCACAAGCAGUUCUUUUGAACUGCUUGUGCAAUGCUGCCCCUGCAGAUUUGCGGCCGAUUAGCGGGGGCUGUCAAUCAGCCCGAUCAUAUAGGUUCGGGCAGAUUGAUGUCUGCAGCCUCAGAGCAGGCGAACCAAACAGUGUGAUAAAUCAAUUAUGUUUUAAUCACAGUAUAACUUUAAAUGGACAGUAUACUAUAAAAUUGUUUUUCCCUUAAUGUGUUACCAAUAACUUUUUUUUACCAGCUGCAGAGUAUAAAAUGUAUGAGAUUUGCUUCUAAAGCUUAUUCGUGUAUAUGAAUUAGCUGGUUUUGUGCUUUAAAGCCACAACCUAAUAAAAUGGGUUGAGCUUGUAGGUAUAAUUAGAUCUCAUUACAUUAUCACAUUGUGUACAUAUACCUGCUUGUUUAUCUUAUAUCUGUCCAUAAACCAAUCACCAAUACUUGGAUAGAUCAAUGGAAAAUUAACAUUUUAUUACCUUAUCUCUUCUAUAACCCACUGGGAGUGUAGUUUCUUCUACUGGCUGUCUUAACGCAGCUUAGCCUUGGGGCCAAAAACUUUCAGGAUGGGUGGGUAUACCACAGGCUAAAUAAACUAUUUCAAAUGCCAAUAUAAGGGUAAUGGAAAUGCUUGUAAACAAUUUAAUACACUCCAGCAGGUAAAGUGGAUCAUUGGGAACACAUUAAAGGGGAGAACAUUUUUGAGUAAACUGUCCCUUUAAUCUCUGAACCUGAGCUCUUUUAGACAAUAAUCAUUUGACGUGAGUGCCAGAAUACAAGUGCUUUUGUAAACACUUUGAAUGGAUUACAGGUUAUCUACAUGUAACAUAUAGACUUAGGGGAAAUAUAUCUGGAUCAUUAGGGCAUUAAGCUGUCUGAAAUGGGGUUUUCUUACUUUUUUUUUUUUUAAAGGUUAGUGUUAUCCAACCAAGUAUAAUUUUGCAGAUAGUAUAAUUUUAUAUUUUCAAAUGUUUCAGAUAUAAAUGCAUGAAAGGAUUUAUUUUACAAUGUUUGGAUUAUUAUGUUAUUCUUUGUAUUUUAUGCUCUGUAGCUAUACUUAUAAAUAAACUGUGAAAAACGUUUAUGCUAGCUUUUUCUAUAUGAGUUUGUUUGGUAAUAUCUGAUUAAUCAAUUAAUUAUUCAGGUGUUAAAUUUAACAUAAAGUAACCAAGAGUUAGAUUUAUAGACCAGAAAUUUUGUAUGUUUAUCUGAUUAGUAAUUAUUUUUCAAUCUAAAUAGCCACAUUGUAUAUUAAAAAAAAGUUUUCCAAAGAAAUACAAACCAGUUGUUUUGAAAA
Messenger RNA from Bombina bombina (fire-bellied toad), 3435 nucleotides. It is a transcript of the gene SPRING1, whose product is annotated as SREBF pathway regulator in golgi 1. The transcript has 5 exons. Gene Ontology annotation, biological process: positive regulation of SREBP signaling pathway. Lineage: Eukaryota; Metazoa; Chordata; Amphibia; Anura; Bombinatoridae. The record is from RefSeq and is a predicted model, not a curated record. Bases 710 to 1327 code for a protein of 205 amino acids.